AGUCAGUCGUCCAGCACCACACAAAACACCUUCGCCAUUCAACGAGCUAGCAGCAAGUUUUAAUUCCAUCAUCGUCGUCCAUCCAAACUCGAGCGAGUCAGUCAUCAUCGGAAUUUUUCAUUUUCUAUAGCAAGUUUUUAGUUUUGCACCUCGCGGGGCAUUAUCGGAAAUUGUUCGGACUUGAAAUAGUGAAUGUGAUUUGUGAUAAAACGGGAUGUGGUGAAAGAAUUUGAGUGGUUCAGAGUUCCUCGGAGGUUCCGCUGUUGUGUUUGUGGUGGGCAUACACGUGUACGUGUGUGUGCGUACGUGCGCGUGUUUGCAUUGCAUUGCAGAAACCCUCCUCAAAAUAAAAAAGAGAAAAAGAUUUGUGAAAUCAUUCGUCGUCGGAUUAGAUCCGGGGCAGCAGCCGGAGAGCACCAGCACCAGAGAUGGCCACCAAGCCCCAGACCCUGAGCAAUGAGGGUGAUGAAUUGGCCGAGCUGCGGAUCGAAAUCGAGCGGCUAACGCGGGAACUUGAUCAGGUCAAAAACGCAAACCACGAUGCGGCCGAGUAUGGUCUCGGGCUUCUGGCGGAAAAAAAUGCCCUGGACGUCAAGUGCGAGGAGCUGGAAGCGCUCUACGAGAACGCCAAACACGAGCUGGAUAUCACCCAGGAGGCUUUGCAAAAGUUUCAAAAAACACAACAGGUUACCACCAAAUCGGGCAUCGAACAGGAAGAUGCUUUGCUCAAUGAGUCAGCCGCGAUAGAGACGUCGCUCAAUUUGCAAAUACUGGAGCUUGAAGGUGAAACCAAACAGUUGCGGCAUGAGCUGGAACGGGUCACAAAUGAGCGGGACCGGAUGCUGCAGGAAAACUCGGAAAUCGGCCGGGACAAAUCCGGAGCCGAGGCGGAACGGGCCCGGUUGAAGGCCGAACUCAAGGACAUGAAAUACAGGGAAACCCGGAUGCUGAGCGACUACAGCGAACUGGAGGAGGAAAACAUCACCCUGCAGAAACAGGUCGCCAGCUUGCGGAGUUCACAGGUGGAAUUUGAAGGUGCCAAACAUGAAAUCAGGAGACUCACCGAAGAAAUCGAGCUGCUCAACUCGCAGGUUGAGGAGCUCGGCAGUCUGAAGAAGAUUGCCGAGAAGCAGAUGGAAGAUGCGUUGACUGCGCUGCAGAUCGAGCGCGAAACAAAGUAUGCCCUGAAGAAAGAGCUUGAUACACAUAUCAAUCGAGAAUCGAUGUACAACAUUAGCAAUCUGGCAAUCAGUAUACGGGGAAUGGAGGAAAGCACGCUCAACAGUAGUGAUUGCGAAGAUGAAAUGCCUACGCUCAAGGACUCCACCCUCAAGCGCCUGGAAACGCUGGAAGCGGAAACGGCCGAUCUCAAAUCGCCGGACGGCACCAAGGUGGAUCUGUUCUCGGAAAUCCAUCUGAACGAGCUGAAGAAACUCGAGAAGCAGCUGGAAACAAUCGAAAGCGAGAAAAAUUGCCUUACCGCCAACCUCCGGGAUGCUCAGCAAAAUCUGGACAAGAGCCAGAACGAGCUGCAGAACUUCAUGGCUCGGUUGAUGCUCCUGGCAGCUCACGUCGAUGCCCUCCAGAAUUUGAAGAAACAGAUCCAGGCUGAGGACAAAUUUGCUAAUGUUUCGAACAACAAAGACAAAAUUAUGACGGACAAGUUGAACGAAGCAAUUCUGCAGUACUCGAACUGGUUCACGCUCAGUGCCAAGGAAAUCGAUACGCUGAAGGCAGAUCUGGUCGAACUGCAGAAGGGUCUCAACUGCUCAGACGCUAUGGCUGUGUUGCGUAAUGAAAUUACCAACCUCAAGAAUAAGCUGUUGUCGUCAGAACAAAAAUCCUUGGACCUUCACAGUGACGUUCAAGUUCUAACCAACCUGUCUUCAAGCGCUGGACAGAGUUUGAACCUCACUCGUAGCAAUCUGGUUGCCCUCAGCGACGAUCUCGCUCAGUUGUACCAUCUGGUAUGUACCGUCAACGGAGAAACGCCUAACCGAGUGCUACUGGAUCAUAAGAACGAUGACUUGAGUUUCGACAACGACUCUCUGUCGGCCAUCCAGUCGCAACUUAAAUCUGACAUCCUCACCUCCCGACCGCACGUAUUCGAAGAUCUGCAGGCCCUGAGUGAUGCGGUCGAGAUCAAGAAAUACGUGGACACCAUCAGCGAUCAGAUCAAGUACCUCAAGACAGCGGUCGAGCAUACGAUCGACCUGAACAAAGACAAAGUUUCGGAGGGCACGACGGUGGCAGUCGGUGGCGAUAAGGAAGCCAAGGAGGAGAUUGCCGACCUGCACGAACAGAUCAUCAAGCUCAAGAGCCUGCUGUCCACCAAGCGGGAACAGAUCGCUACUCUGCGUACGGUGCUGAAGUCCAACAAGAACACGGCCGAGGUUGCACUGACCAACCUGAAGUCCAAGUACGAAAACGAAAAGCUGGUGGUGAGCGACACCAUGUCCAAGCUGCGGAACGAGCUGCGGGUCCUCAAGGAAGAUGCUGCUACUUUCUCGAGUCUACGAGCGAUGUUCGCUGCUCGUUGCGAGGAGUACGUAACGACGGUCGAUGAACUGAACCAUCAGCUGUCGGCGGCCGAAGAAGAGAAAAAGACUCUGAACCAGCUGCUCCGAUUGGCCGUGCAACAGAAGCUGAGCCUUACCCAGAAACUGGAGGAGCUGGAGAUGGAUCGUGAAAUGCGCCACGCCCGACGACCGGCCAUGCCAGCCCGCGGCGGUGGAAAGUCGGCCUUCUCCCGGGGAGUCCCGGCCCGCAGCAGCAACCAAAAUCCGAACAACAGCAGCAGCAACAACUCGAACCAGGCCUUCUUCUAACAUAAGGUCAGCGUGCAGCGUAAGCUCCUGGCCUUCAUCUACACCCUGCUGAAAAUGUAAAUCGCUGAUCUGGUAGUCUGGUUGCACCGCUUCAACAUCAUCAUCAGACACACGUUCACGUUCAUCUGUGGAACCGCUCUGAUUUCACCCGUUUUUGCUCCGAUUAUUGUGUUUUGUUUGAUCUAUACCUGUUAAUAUCGGUGUAUUACCAAAGUGUUUCGUGAAAAUGGGUACAAUUUCUUCCAUCCAACCGCGCACAUAGAGCUGUUCGCACUUUUGCGGCAGCGUCAGGCGGAAUGCUCACCGUAAUCUACUUUGUACCAUACACUAACACGGAAGCACGUAGACAUAUGAUUGUGUGAACCAGCAGCGUAUAUUUUUAGGACAAGGGAUAAAAGAUUCCUCUAAGCAAGGACCGAACGCUGAUUUGGAAUUUCCAAACCUGUCAGAUCGCCGCUAAACCCGAAACUGGGUCCUUAACUUAGCCCAAUUUGGUCCAGUGUUCGGGAAAAAGAUAACAUAGACCGUAAGUUGAAUGUGAGUAUGAAAGUAUAUCGUUAAUUUAUUUUGAUAAGACUAUAUAAAUAUACAUAAGGACUACAACUUGAAUGUGGCGACGAUGAGGAGAAGACGAAAGUUGGAAUGUUGAGUGUCAAUGUUUGAGAGAAUUUCUGACGAAGAAAUUGUACGCGAAAGGGCAGCAAAAACUGUACAUGUUUUUAUUUAACCGUUUCUUGAGCAUUCUUGGAACAGAAUCAACUAUUGUAGAAUCAUAUUUCGAUAGACCAAACUAAACAAAUUAUUGUCAAACAAUACUGUUAUUGAUGCAAUUGGAACAGAUUUAUUUUUUUUUUUCAAUAGGAAAGUUUUUUUUAUAAAUUGUUAUCAAAUAUACUUUAUGAUUUCCUUUACAAAUGUAGCAUUUGCGUUUAUUUUAAAUUGAAUAAAAUAUUAUUUGGUGAAAUUAUCGAUGGUGUUAACAUUUUUGUAGCAUUUGCUCACUUAAUACAAAAAAAAAAGAUCCUAUGUUGACGUUGGACCACAUCUAUCUUAGAAUUUAGAAAAAGCAGAAAAAUUGAACAAAAGCUAGCUUACGAUUGCAAGCUUAUCUAGAGAACUCUUUUUGGAAACACUAUUUUACAAAUCUGGAUUUGUAAUUACGCCAAGUUUUGUAUUCCGUAGCGCUGAAAGGCAGACUUUUUUGAAUUGAAGUCUACAUUGACAUCUGCUUUUGUGCAACAGCUAACACAAAAUGGUGGCAUAAUCUACACACUUACGUAAAGCAUCAUGAGCAAUGGAUUAGGUUUUCUUGGCUCAAGUAGUUGAUAUAGAAGUAGCUAAUAUAGUGGCACUAAUCAUCGUAGAUGCAGGACUAAAAUAAUAGGAAUAAGUUUUCAAAUUCUUUAAUGUAUCUCUCCAACAACUAUGGUAUCACGUAGUCUGAUUGGGGCUUAAUAUUUCACACAAGAACGUUGAAGCUUUGAAAAUUUAUCCAUAUUAUUGAAAAUCCAAGCAUAUAGAGUUUAUUAUCGGUAUGCUGGACUUGCAUUUGAUGUGUUUUGAAGAACACGAAGCAAUCAAUACCACGACAAAAGCAGUAAUCUAUGCUCUUUCAAAUCCUCCUUGGAAAUAAAAUACGCGCUUUUGAAAUAUUAGUUAUUGCCAGAAGCUUAUUAGAGGAGCUUGUCUAUCUAAAUCGAUAAAUUUUACCCUUCUUCCACUUCGAUUGAGUUUUGAUUUAUUUAGUUUUCAAUUGUCAAUAGUAACAAAUCAAUGUUGAUAUUUUCAAAAUGAAAUGUAUUCGAAAAAAAAUGUUGCAAACAUCACAAUUCUGUCCUUACUUUUAAGAUAUAUGAACCAAAAGCAAAAACGUAUUUUUACUAUCGAUCAAUGUUUAUUAAGUGAAAUUAAUCAAAAGCGUCCAGAACAAAAGUAAUCAUAUAAAAAAGCAAAAUCAAUAUGAAAACAAUUUUUUCCUUAUCAUAAUCUAAAAAUGGGCAACAACCACACAGAAACAGUUCAUGUGAAUGUUUUGAGUAGAAAACAAUAAACGAAUAUCAGAAAAAAAACGAAAAAUUAAGCCGAGCCACUUAUUAACAACACAAAAGCUAUCCCUGAAGAUCGAAUAUGAUUGCCAACCUACAAACAAA
This is a messenger RNA of Uranotaenia lowii, 4978 nucleotides long. It is a transcript of the gene BicD, whose product is annotated as protein bicaudal D. Gene Ontology annotation, biological process: protein localization to organelle; regulation of microtubule cytoskeleton organization; microtubule anchoring at microtubule organizing center. The record is from RefSeq and is a predicted model, not a curated record. Gene Ontology annotation, cellular component: Golgi apparatus; cytosol. Bases 429 to 2828 code for a protein of 799 amino acids. Gene Ontology annotation, molecular function: cytoskeletal adaptor activity; dynein complex binding; dynactin binding. Lineage: Eukaryota; Metazoa; Arthropoda; Insecta; Diptera; Culicidae. The transcript has 11 exons.